CGGACGUACUAUCACGUUUUCCUCCUCCCUAUCGACGAACAUGCUUGCUCUAGCGCAGAAAAUGUCCUCUCAAUGCCUGGAUCCCAAGGAACACGAUCCCUGCAUUUCGAACGACUUGCAGACAGUCAAUAGUGGAAAUCGCCACAAUUCGGAUACCACGGUAGUACAAGUUGGAUCGCUGGCGCCACAAUCCACAAUGGACACCCUGCAGACACCAGGACCUGAGUCCGGAUGCGGUGACCAUGUGAAGACCACAGAUUCCGAAAGUGCAGUCGGAAGGGACGGUAUACACGAUUUGACGACCGAUUCCUCGAUGGCAAGCAGGACUAGGUACGACAGCGCAACAGAGCCAUCUCCUCGUCCCGAGAGCCCGGACGAGUUCUGGCCAAGAUACGGUGGCUGGCAUAGUAGCUCAGGCUAUCGCUGCAACGCCUGUCUAUUUGUCCAAGGAAGGCGAUGUCUAGGUAGCAGAGAGAAGCAAUGUCCCUAUCUCGUGCAUGCGCUCAAGAUAGAUCGGGAAAAGGUUGAAGGGCUGCCACUCACCGGGUCGGAUGACGACUCUUCAGAUGUAGAAGUUGAGGCUCGCCCUACAUGACUGGCGUCGCUGCAGUUUGGACCAGCGAGCUCUCUUAGCUGAGUUACCCUGUACGCUGCUCAUAUUCCCACAAUUGCUGUUGCAAUCUCAUACCAUGUUACAAGCUCG
This is a messenger RNA of Dichomitus squalens LYAD-421 SS1, 703 nucleotides long. RefSeq lists its product as uncharacterized. Bases 41 to 595 code for a protein of 184 amino acids. The record is from RefSeq and is a predicted model, not a curated record. The transcript is spliced from 3 exons. NCBI's taxonomy places the organism in Eukaryota, Fungi, Basidiomycota, Agaricomycetes, Polyporales, Polyporaceae.